UUCACGCCAGAAGUCCGUGUUUUCUCUCAGUUUCUUGCAGAUGGGGAGAGAAGCGGUGGGUUCUGUGCCUUACUCAUCGGCGGCGACGUAUGAUGUGAGAACAGGAAACUCGAUGUCGGAUGACGGCAGCGUGAGGAAGGACAUCGGCGGCGACGUCAUCUGCCCGGAAAGAUGUAAGCAGGCGGAAGAUGAUGGACGGGCAUGGGCGGCGAGAGAGAAGACGCCAAUCAUGGCAACUGGCAAGGGUAGGACUUAGGAGCCAAACCCACCAUGAAGUCUCUUGCGUCAGCCUGAGGCAAGAAUGACCGGAUGCAAGCAGGCAGGAGACGUCGCAUGAGAUAAGCAUUAGUGGCUAUGGGCGGCGGCGGGAUUCCGAUUGGGCGAGAAAAGCUGCCCAUCGACGUGGCCUAAAGCUUUCAAGGCUUCCAAUUAGAGUGACAGAAGGCCCCACUAAAGUCAAACAAACUCUCAUAGUCGGCUGAACUACUACACCAAUCUUGAUUCACAGUCGGCGAAGUAGAUCACAAAUACUCCUUCUCUUCCCUGAACGGGUGAUUGAUUCAUCCUUCCCUCUCUCUCCUUGGAUUCCAUUCUAAAUUUCGAAUCCAAUCAGUAUGGCGGAUACUUUCUCUGAAUCAAUCGCAGCAUCGGCCCGGGCCUUCAAGCUCAUCCUCCAGGGCUUCACAUUGAUACCAAUAAUCCAUUAUGAAAUAGCUUUUGUGUGUUUCCUCAUAAUUUUCAUCUACAAUUUCUUAGAGUUCCAUUUCUUUCAUGAUGUUCUCACUCUGUUCCAAGGUUCUCCGGUGUCUCUAACAUACAAUUCGGCCUCUGAGAUUUACCACGGCGUCGCUUCAAAGUGUCGCCUUCUUCAUGGCAGGUACUUGGUUACACCUUGGCUCUCAAGUCCUCAUGUUCAAACAACAUUUCUGCAUUUCCAUGGAAGACCUCCUGCAGUAAAUUAUAGAAGAAAAUUAUUUCAUGCAUCUGAUGGUGGAACUUUUGCUCUGGAUUGGCUAAAGAGUUCAGAUGUUUUAGGAGGUUCAAAAUGUGAAGACAAUGCUGCUUUGAGGCAUGAUAAAACUCCCAUCUUAAUUGUAAUUCCUGGAUUAACUAGUGAUUCCUCUGCAGCUUACAUCAAGCAUCUUGCUUACUCCACUGCCGAACGAGGGUGGGAUGUUGUUAUUUGCAAUCACCGCGGACUUGGAGGAGUUUCUGUUACGUCUGAUUGCUUCUAUAAUGCGGGGUGGACAAAAGACACACGAGAUGUCAUCAACGAUCUUCAUCGUGAAUAUCCCAAUGCACCUCUUUUUCUUGUUGGAACUAGCAUUGGUGCCAAUAUUCUGGUGAAGUAUCUUGGAGAAGAUGGGGAGGAUGUUCCUAUAGCUGGUGCAGUUGCUAUCUGCUCUCCUUGGGACCUUUUGAUUGGGUCUAGAUUCAUAUGUCGCAGGACUGUUCAAAAAUUCUAUGAUAGGGCUCUUACUGUUGGUCUUCAACAGUAUGCAAAACUACAUCAAACUCUUUUCCAUCGCCUUGCAGAUUGGGAUGGUAUUCUAAAGUCACGUCGUAUACGGGAUUUUGACAAUUAUGCUACUCGUCUAGUUGGCAAGUUUGAGAGUGUGGAUACAUACUAUAGGCAUUGCAGCAGUGCACAAUAUGUGACAAAAGUUGCAAUUCCGUUACUAUGUAUAAGUACUUUAGAUGAUCCAGUCUGUACCUGGGAGGCAAUCCCAUGGGAUGAGUGCAGAGCAAAUAAAAAUAUUGUGCUGGCUGUAACACGUCAUGGAGGACAUCUUGCCUUCUUUGAGGGUCUUACUGCAUCUACUUUAUGGUGGGUGAGAGCUACAAAUGAAUUCCUUGGUGUUCUUCACUGCAGCCCCUUCAUGCAUACCCAAAAGAAGAAUCCUCCACAUAUUGGACCAGAAUCUUAUGUGGAUCAAGGCCCAUAUGUGAAUGUUUCAAAUGGAAUGGUUGCUGCAAUCACCAAUGAUCCAUCAUCACCCACUGAUAAUGUAAAACUAAAUGAAGAAGAUCAAUUUGAGAGACAGAAAGUCAACGAUCAAAGUGCUGCUGCUGCUGAUGUACUUGUUGUACCAGAUGCAAAAAAUGUAGUAUCUUCCUCAAGUGGUCAAACAUCGGUCAAAGCAGUUGAUUUGAAUAGCAUCAAAAAAUGGUUGGAGCAGCUGUUCCAACAAAACAGAAGAUCAACAUGGAUGCUUACAUACAUUGCUGUCAUAUCAACAUUGCCAUUGAUGGGUGCUACUGCUGCUCUUUACAUGCUCCUCUUUAGAAAGAAAUUCAAGCAGCCAAAAUCACUUAAUUAAGUAGUAUUUAUUGUGUAAUAUUUUAAAAUAAAUGUGUACAACUUGUAGCCCAGGAAGGGGAUCAUCUUGAGUUCUAUAAAUACAUUUGUAAUAAUAGCCGGUCUUAGCUAAUUCGAUAUGAGAAUACAGAAAUAUGAUCCCAAAAAUUAUGAAA
Messenger RNA from Lactuca sativa (garden lettuce), 2475 nucleotides. RefSeq lists its product as uncharacterized. NCBI's taxonomy places the organism in Eukaryota, Viridiplantae, Streptophyta, Magnoliopsida, Asterales, Asteraceae. Gene Ontology annotation, molecular function: monoacylglycerol lipase activity; short-chain carboxylesterase activity. The record is from RefSeq and is a predicted model, not a curated record. Gene Ontology annotation, biological process: lipid metabolic process.